Messenger RNA from Penicillium coprophilum, 1665 nucleotides. Its product is annotated as autophagy-related protein 17. Gene Ontology annotation, biological process: piecemeal microautophagy of the nucleus; autophagy of mitochondrion; autophagy of peroxisome. Lineage: Eukaryota; Fungi; Ascomycota; Eurotiomycetes; Eurotiales; Aspergillaceae. Gene Ontology annotation, molecular function: molecular adaptor activity; protein kinase activator activity. The record is from RefSeq and is a predicted model, not a curated record. Gene Ontology annotation, cellular component: Atg1/ULK1 kinase complex; phagophore assembly site. The transcript has a single exon. The coding region runs from base 1 to 1665 and encodes 554 amino acids.
AUGGCGUCAUCCCAGUCCUCUUCAUCGUCUAUUCGUCCGCAGGCUGGAUUCAAUGAUGGGGAACAGCAGCCCCUACCUCAAGUUGACACUUUGAUCUCGUAUUUACUGGGUGCCAAACGUUCACUGUCUUCAAUUACUCAUGUCUGGCGAGCCAAUGAAAUAGUCACUGCAUCACACACGGCAUUGGAGAAAAGUGUUGUCGUGUGCUCCCGGACAGGCUUCUUACGUCGAGGCCUCAAUGGACAACUCCGGCUUUUAUACGAUGUUCGUACAGAGGUCGAACAGAUAUCAUAUCGAGGUCGUGAUGAGUUUUCAGUGGCACUCAAAAACUUGGAUGCUGCCGAUGCUCGGCUCAGAAAUACGCUAGAUCUGCUCCGCGGGACUAUCGUUCACACGUCAUUCAGACCUGGUGAUGAAGAGCAGAAGUCUCUACAUGACUUUGUAGACGAGCGAGGUGUUGAAGAACUACAUGCCUCUCUAAAAGCUUCUAUUGACCGCACUAACACGGCGCGCGCUGAAUUGGACACGUCCAAUCGUGAAUUUGAUGACGAACUUCAAGCCACCAGACAGUCGCUUCGUCACUACCACACAGCCACCAAGUUGGCGUCAUCCCGAUUAUCAAUCACAUCUUCCUCGUCAUCUGCGUCCGAUUCCGGCCUUCUCACUUUGGCGUUUAUGCCGGGUCAGAUCCAAUCACUGGAGGCCCAUGCUCAAGAAAUGGCCAUUCUAUUGGAAGCACUGGUUCGGCAUUUCGAUCUCUGUGUUACCGCUGUGAAGCAUACAGAUGGCGGAGGAGCACUUGCGCGAUCUAUCACGGGUGAUAUGUCAACUGGUGUUGAUGGCAGCAAUGAUGGAAUGCCAAAUAUAGGGGCAGAGAUCAACGCCAAUUUGAAUGCACCUCUUGACCCGAUGACUGACGCCGAGUAUCAGGAGAUGGUGGCUGUCUUGAUCAAAGAUGCUCCCGAGGCUGAUGAUGUUGUUAUGGAGAUUCAAGAUCGCAUUAAUGAAAUGGAAUCCGUAUUUGAACAAGUGCAAGCUCAGCGAGAUGCUCUGCUGUCCAUUUACAAGGCAACGAUCGAAGUUCACAGCCACCUAUCCUCUCUUGCCUCCUCUCGCUUACCCCGUUACAUAUCUCAGGCACAUAAUUUCACGCGCGUGUGGCUCGAAGAAAAUGACCGCAUCAACUCCGGCCUCGCGGAGCUCACUGAUCUACACUCCCUGUACGACGGAUUUCUGAAUGCUUACGACAGCCUGCUGCUGGAAGUAGCACGUCGACGUCAUGUUCGUCAACGUGUAGAAAAGGUGCUCCGAGAUACUCGGCACAAGCUGGACCAGCUAUACGAUGAAGAUGCUUCUGCUCGUGAUACUUUCCGUGUUGAACAGGGAGAUUUUCUUCCUUCUGACAUAUGGCCUGGGGUUGGCUUAGCACCAAUGCAAGUGCAGUUCUUACGCCUCUCAGGCGGCCACCUGGAUAAUGAUCCUGUGACGCAGAAGGCUUCGGAGGAACCUGGUGUAUCUGAGUAUACAGGGACUACCGAGGCAGGAGUAUCAGAUGGAAGCUCGGAAGGAGAACAAAUCCCUGACCUGCCGAGAGGCCUUGUUGAGGAAGCUUAUGCACGGGUCAAGGCACGAAGCCAGGUCGUGCUCCAAAUGCAAUCCCCAUGA